Messenger RNA from Oncorhynchus keta (chum salmon), 1032 nucleotides. RefSeq lists its product as uncharacterized. Gene Ontology annotation, biological process: immune response. The transcript has 4 exons. Gene Ontology annotation, molecular function: cytokine receptor binding. The record is from RefSeq and is a predicted model, not a curated record. Gene Ontology annotation, cellular component: extracellular region. NCBI's taxonomy places the organism in Eukaryota, Metazoa, Chordata, Actinopteri, Salmoniformes, Salmonidae. Bases 37 to 459 code for a protein of 140 amino acids.
CUUACAGGACACUAUCUACAAACCCUUCAGAUUAUCAUGGACCGUCUUUACAGGAUUUCCUUUUUGACGCUUUUUCUCGCCGGUUGUCUACAAGGAAACCCAAUUUCCAGGCUUCAAGUUGGAAUCGAUUAUCUAGAAAAAAGUAUUACAUGUCCAGAUUCAGUCUUCUAUACUCCAACUGAUGUAGAGGAUAGUUGCAUUGUUGCAGCAUUGGCCUGUUCCAUUAAGGAACUGAACACUGUGAAAGUAGAAUGCCUCGAUAACGCGAUCCAUCUGGAAAGUAUGCAACACCACAUCAGCAAGACUGCCACGGACCUACAAAAGACGAUUGAUAAGGAGAAUAGCACAACGGACACUUCAGAAUGCAUCUGUGAAGACAAGCGGUUGGAAAAGUCUUUCAAGGACUUCAUUCAGAACCUAAGACAUUUAACUCAAGCUCAUGCUGCAAAGCGUCAAUAAGUCCAUAAAUGCUGGCAAUAGAGUGACUGUUGUAAUAUAUGGAACAUUACGUAAUUGGGACAAAAUACAUGCAAUACCAACAUGUACAGUAGUACCAUGUCUAUCUGUUCCAGUGAUAAAGAAGCUCUAGUAGCUUCCACUUGCUGAACAGUUAUAUGGGGGAAAAUGGGGGGGUUUUACAGGAAGUUUGUCAUUGCACCGAUACUCUAAUGUGUAUAAUCUAUCAUCUCUAACAAUUAGAGGCCCAUUUUUUGGUGUGAAAACCAGUUAAUUUCAUUGGUCAUGUAUGUCUCACUGGAUGUCCUUAACCGGAGAUAGCAAGUCCUCCAUAAUGAAGGAAGGUGCUAGGGAUGUUAUUAAUUAUGUUUUGUUUCAUUAUGUGAUUUCCAUAUACUGUGCCCGAAUGCCAGUGUUUCAGAGUUCUCAAUGUCUGUUUCAAUUAGAAUGUAUUUGAAAUAAGCUUCUAAAAAGCUCUAAUUAAGUUAUUUAUUUAUGUAUUUAUUACGUAUUUAUUAUAUUUUCAUUUCUGCACACUGUUCCGAAACCGUGAUAAUAAAGUUGCAUUUAAAAGUA